Molecule: messenger RNA, 303 nt
Organism: Rangifer tarandus platyrhynchus (Svalbard reindeer)
Lineage: Eukaryota; Metazoa; Chordata; Mammalia; Artiodactyla; Cervidae
Source: the annotation of a GenBank genome assembly
AUGGCUUUGCUCCUUGUCCAGCGCGCACUUCCCCUUUGGGGUCUUUUCUGCUCCUCCGGGCUUUCUCCCACCUCUCCUCUGCCCUGUACUGCUCUUUCCGCAGUGUUCACGCCUCUGCCCAAUCUUGGACUCCCCUCCAGUCUCCCCUCGCCCAGGUCUACUCCAGGCCACACCUAUGUCCUCCGUCAGGGACGUCUCAACCCUUUGUUUCUGUCACUAGCAGUCCCUACUCCAAAGCAUCUUAAACCAGUUUCAGCUAAGGUGUUCAUGCCAGUGGUGUUCAGGGCCAUAUUUGUGUUUUAA